GAGAAGGCGCGUGCAGCGCGUUCGGGUUUUCACCCGUUUCUUUUUUUCCAUAAAAGGAAUACAAUUCUGUCCUUUAUUUGGAAACUAGCUGUCAAUUAGGUUUACCAGUACUCCUUGGGUGAGACCCAAACACCAAGAGCUUCAGUUCUGCACCACCAUGGAAGCUAGCUAUCAAUAAGAUAAAAAUUGAGAAGAUAGAGAAGCUUUCCGGCGAGGCAAGUGACGUUUUCAAAGAGGAGAAAAGGGCCUUUCACGAAAGCCGGAGCGAGAGUUAUCGAUCUGUUCUUUGCGACGCUGAUCGAGGUUGCUUUCAUUGUGUUCUUGACAGUAUAAGACUCUGAGUGCUCCAGCUCCAGGUUUUCAUUAGUCCAAAUCCCGUGUUCAAAGUCCCAUAGUGUUCGACUGUUCGUCUCCAGUCCAUAGCAAAGGUCGUGGGUUCGAAGUCCUCUCCCAAAUGCAUAGGUCACUCCAACGCAUAGGUGUGUCAUGUGCGUACCCCUUGAGAAAGUUGAAGGCUAGCUAGCUAGCUAAAAUGAAACCAACGAGGAAGAAGAUAAAGAUCAGGAAGAUUGACAACUUGCCGGCAAGGCAGGUGACGUUUUCAAAGAGGAGAAGAGGGCUGUUGAAGAAAGCUGCUGAGCUUUCGGUUCUCUGUGAUUGUGAGUAUGCUGUCAUCAUUUUCUCAGCUACUGGAAAGCUCUUCGAGUCAUCUAGCUCCAGCACCAAGGAUGUCAUUGCAAGGUACAAAGAGCACAAUGAAAAUGUGGAGAAGUUGGAUCCGCCAUCUCUCAAGCUCCAAGCUGAUUACAUGAAGUUAAGUAAGGAACUUGCAGACAAGAACCGCAUCCUAAGACAGAUGAAUGGUGAGGAUCUCGAAGAGUUGAAUAUAGACGAGCUGCAGAAAUUGGAGAAGGACAUUGAAGGAGGACAUAGCCGUGUCAUUCAUGUUAAGGUUUUUGAAGAAAAGAUUGCGAGUGAGAUCCUGGCACUUGAAGCAAAGGGAGCGGAGUUGUUGGAAGUGAACAAUCAGUUGAAGCAGAGGAUGGGGAUGUUAUCCACUGCAAAUGGAAAUAUAGCUGGUGUACUCGCCAUGGAGUCGGAAACCUCAACGUCAGAAGAAGAUUUGUCAUCGGAAUGCGACACAAUUGCCAGCAGUUGCUGCGGUAAUGGUUCUUCCCCAGAUGAUGACUCUGGUGAAGACACUUUAUCUCUCAAACUUGGACUUCCUUACCGUGGCUGAAGUGGGAAGAUCCUAAGGGUGAAAGUUGCAUGGCAUUUGUAAUAAAAUGAAGUACACUGUAAGAAGCUAUGCCGGAUAUUUGUAUGUGUGUAUGUCUUUGUUACAUGGGUACAUGUAGAAUCAGAAGACAUGGCUUGUAGUGUGUGAAAGACGCGAGAACUUGCCAAUGUUCUUGGAUGAUGUCAAAUUCUAACCCGAGCCCAAUAUUUGUUCAACAAUGUUUACUGUUUAUGGUAUGUAAAACGGUGUGUUUAUGAGUUGUAUGAAAUGGACCGACUAAUUUGGGCCAUAAUCGAA
This is a messenger RNA of Argentina anserina (silverweed cinquefoil), 1537 nucleotides long. Its product is annotated as MADS-box protein SVP-like. Lineage: Eukaryota; Viridiplantae; Streptophyta; Magnoliopsida; Rosales; Rosaceae. Gene Ontology annotation, molecular function: RNA polymerase II cis-regulatory region sequence-specific DNA binding; DNA-binding transcription factor activity, RNA polymerase II-specific; protein dimerization activity. Gene Ontology annotation, biological process: positive regulation of transcription by RNA polymerase II. The transcript is spliced from 11 exons. Gene Ontology annotation, cellular component: nucleus. The record is from RefSeq and is a predicted model, not a curated record. Bases 533 to 1240 code for a protein of 235 amino acids.